GAAGGGCUUAGCUCCUGCGUUCGCUCAGCCACCGCCAGCACCCGGAGGGACCGGAGCCGGACGCACGGCCCCGUGCUGGGUAGGGUCGCAGCUGCCAUGGAUAGCGACGACGAGGUAGUGGAGGAAGCCGUGGAAGGGCACCUGGACGAUGACGGAUUACCACACGGGUUCUGCACUGUCACCUACUCCUCCACAGACAGAUUUGAGGGCAACUUCGUGCAUGGAGAAAAGAAUGGACGUGGGAAAUUCUUCUUCUUUGACGGCAGCACCCUGGAGGGAUACUAUGUGGAUGAUGCCCUGCAGGGCCAGGGCGUUUACACCUAUGAGGAUGGAGGUGUUCUGCAAGGCACCUAUGUGGAUGGGGAGCUGAAUGGGCCAGCCCAGGAGUACGACACCGACGGGAGGCUGAUCUUCAAGGGACAGUACAAAGACAACAUUCGACACGGAGUGUGUUGGAUCCAUUACCCAGAUGGAGGCAGUCUCGUCGGGGAAGUCAAUGAAGAUGGGGAGAUGACAGGGGAAAAGAUAGCCUACGUGUACCCUGAUCAGAGGACUGCGCUCUAUGGGAAGUUCAUUGAUGGAGAGAUGCUGGAAGGGAAGCUGGCCACCCUCAUGGCCACAGAAGAAGGGAAGCCACACUUUGAACUGACAUCGGGAAGUUCCGUGUUCCACUUUGAUAAAUCGACUUCCUCCUGCAUCUCUAGCGAUGCCCUCCUUCCAGACCCUUAUGAGUCCGAGAGGGUUUAUGUUGCCGACUCUCUCAUCUCCAGUGCCGGAGAAGGACUGUUUUCCAAGGUAGCAGUGGGACCCAAUACUGUCAUGUCAUUUUAUAAUGGAGUCCGAAUUACACACCAAGAGGUUGACAGCAGGGACUGGGCCCUAAAUGGGAACACUCUCUCCCUGGAUGAGGAAACAGUCAUUGAUGUGCCUGAGCCCUACAACCACGUGUCCAAGUACUGUGCCUCCUUGGGACACAAGGCGAAUCACUCCUUUACUCCAAACUGCGUCUAUGACAUGUUUGUCCAUCCCCGUUUUGGGCCCAUCAAGUGCAUCCGCACCCUUCGAGCUGUGGAGGCUGAGGAGGAGCUGACCGUUGCCUACGGCUAUGACCACAGCCCCCCGGGGAAGAGUGGGCCCGAAGCCCCCGAGUGGUAUCAGGUGGAGCUGAAGGCCUUCCAGGCCACCCAGCAAAAGUGAAAGGCUUGGCCCUGGGUUCCAGAGACCUGGGAUAGAAAUCCGGAUCUAUGCACUACAUUUAUCUGACAACGGGACAACCAGGGACUGUUCAUGCCGUGACUUCACAUCCUCUCACCCUGCGUUAGCAACGACUCCUCUCGCAUACUAACUAGGUUUGACUGUAUUACUCAUACCAGAUUUAAAAUUAGCUAGCCUUGCAACAAAGCCCUACUGAGAGGGACUGUCGAACUGUGGGACAACAUGAUGUUCUUUGAUGGUUGAAGUCUAAAUCUGGACCACGUUCAGAGAUACCAAAUGAUUAGGCUGAAAAAGGGAAAUGGGGUUCUUCGGUCUUUUUUUUUUUUUUUUCUCUUUCUUUCUUUUUUUUUUUUUUUUUUUUUUUUUUGGUCGAUGGGUUUUUUUUUCCCAUGAUGCUUUUCUCUACAGCCAGUGCAAACGGUGCUCAGUCACCCUUGCAUGUUGCCAACCGUAGGGCAGGAAGCGAUUACGUCUUUAUAUACAUGUAGGGCCACUUGCCUUUUAACCUUUGAUCUGUAUCUUGCAAUAGAAUGGCAUUGUUUUUGUUGUUACUCUCCUAGCUUCCCAACGUUAGCUACUUUACAAGAGGAAGCUUCCAAAUGGAUUUUGCACUCGUAGCAGCAUACAGGUCUUUCUGGUUCUUUCUCUGCCAUUUCAUUCUUAUGUCCUGAUAUAAGGUCCUGGCUCGUAGGGCCAGACUGUUAUUAUAGACUUAACUAUUCUCGCAUGUCAACAGAUAUCUUUGCUUUCAGAUGUGAGAAG
Molecule: messenger RNA, 1977 nt
Organism: Rattus norvegicus (Norway rat)
Lineage: Eukaryota; Metazoa; Chordata; Mammalia; Rodentia; Muridae
Gene: Setd7
Product: SET domain containing 7, histone lysine methyltransferase
Exons: 8
Coding region: 97-1197 (366 amino acids)
Biological process (GO): heterochromatin organization; chromatin remodeling; S-adenosylmethionine metabolic process
Cellular component (GO): chromosome; nucleus
Molecular function (GO): methyltransferase activity; transferase activity; protein-lysine N-methyltransferase activity
Source: RefSeq, marked provisional